UUGUUUGCAUAGUUAGGUUAGCUGCUCAUGUGAGCUGCAUGUCACGCAGUUGAGAAUUGUUAGAGACUGAAAAGACCAGUUACGUACGAACAGACUCACCAAGCAAGAUGAACCAACUAACGUGGGUUGUGGUCCUGGCUAUCUCCAUGACCAAGCUGUGGAUAACAGCGCAAGGCAUUUACGUGGACAAUGGAAACCCAUAUGACAAGGGAACACUGCAAGUCCUUAAUUUCACUAUCAGCCAGCAUGACGCCCCACUACUCACCAAAGUCUACUACCCAAAGAAGAUCGACACGUAUGCAGUUCUGUUUUUCACGGGUGGUUUGCUAGGAUACAUACCAGCAGAGAGUUACAGUGAUGUGUUAACGCGGGUGGCCAGUCACGGGUUUGUAGUGAUAGGGGUGGACUAUCUACCAUUCCCUAUUCCAACUCCUCCAGUAGGCGUUAUAGGGGAUAGAGCUCACAGGCAGGGUGUUGGGAGUCACCAGUCCAAGAAAUACAUGGAGGAACUGCAGUGGUUAACACAGAAUCUGGAGGGAAGAAUUGCUCAGCAGCUCAACCACACUACACUACCCCGACUGGUGCCGGCAUUCGACCACUUGGCGGUUAGCUGCCACUCUGCUGGAUGUGACCCCUUUGCGGACAUGAUUGUACAGAAUCAUACAUUUGCAGCGGCUGCCCUAUUUCUGGAACCGUUUAGCUUCCACUUCAAAACUCCGCUGACGUUCAACAUGCCUGCCCUCAUACUCGGCACGGAGUUCUCAACGGAACACCCAGCGUGCAUCUGGCCUAAUGAGGGAUACGACCACUUCUACGACAUGUGGAAAUGUCCAAAAAUUGUCAUGAACGUCAAGGUAAGCAUGCAUAUUACUGUAAAUACAUUUAAAAUGACACAUAGCACAGCUAUUAUACAAACAGAUGAUGCAAACAGCUUCUUUGGACAAUAUUUUUUUCUUUCUUUUGAAUCUCCACAGGGUCAUGGCCACUGUGAAAUGCUGGAUGCUGGGAUGUACUCAGUGUGUGCAAAGGAACAGUUCUGUAAGUCUAAUCCGGAUGCAGACCUCAACAAGUAUCACAGCUUUGUACAAGGCAUCAGCGUGGCCUUCCUUACCACCGAGCUACAGGGACAGAACAAGCUGCAGUACGUCACUAACACCACCUUACUGCCUGUGGAGCUGCUGGAGUUUAAGAAAGUCUUAGACUGUUGAAGCAAAGAUUUUGAAUCUUGACAAGACUAACAAUCACAUGUACAUGUAGCUGUUAUACAUCAAAUGUAAGCAUCAGGCAAUUUUUUUGUCUGUGAGGAAUUAUUGUCUAUCAGCCUCUCUUGAUAUGUCUCAUACAUGCCUUCAUCUCUUAUUUAAUAUGUAAUGUAACAGUGGGGUUCAAGCGCCACAAAACUAACCAUGCCAACAGAGACCGUCCCUUUUGGUGUAACGGUUAGUGCAUUGAGUUUGUGAUCUGGCAGCCUGGGUUUGGCAUGGGUUUGAAUCCCGGGAGCCAGAAGAUUUAUUCUACUCGCUUUUUACAGUAACAUUAGUUACAUUCUGUGGAAAUAAAUAGACACAACUAAUUUAUACACAUGUCACCAUGCUAUAUGAGAGGUUGAGUAUACCAAAACAUGAUCAUUCACAUUCUUCUUAAGAAAUGCCAACACUUCUUACUGAUUGAGACCUUUG
Molecule: messenger RNA, 1679 nt
Organism: Branchiostoma floridae (Florida lancelet)
Lineage: Eukaryota; Metazoa; Chordata; Leptocardii; Amphioxiformes; Branchiostomatidae
Exons: 7
Coding region: 108-1208 (366 amino acids)
Source: RefSeq, a predicted model, not a curated record